Plasmodium knowlesi strain H is the source of this 477-nucleotide messenger RNA. RefSeq lists its product as uncharacterized. The record is from RefSeq and is a predicted model, not a curated record. The transcript has 3 exons. Bases 1 to 477 code for a protein of 158 amino acids. Lineage: Eukaryota; Apicomplexa; Aconoidasida; Haemosporida; Plasmodiidae.
AUGGCAGAUGACAAAGGAGCAUAUUUAACUUUUGACAAUGCGUCCAAUGGAUCGCUUUUCAUCGUGUGGAGAAAGGAGAAAGUCGACAACGCCCUUAUGUUUAUAAGACCAACGAAAGCUGUACCUGAGUUUAAAUUCACUAGCAACAGCGGGAAAUCAGAGCUGAUAAGGAAUUUACAAUCUGACAAGAAGCUGUUUUAUUCUGGGCUUUGCCAGUUCAUCAAAAGGGCGAAGGAUAUCAAGGGGGAGGUGACAUUGCUAGCGCAUUUUAAUGACACUUUCCCGAUAAAGGUGAAUGUCUAUUUUUUAAAAGGAAACAAUGUUUUGCCCCUUAGCGUAGGUGUGUCUUUCGACUUAGAUGGAGUCGAUGCAGUAAGCGUCUUGCCACAGGGAUCGAGUUCGUUGCAAGUCAAAACGAUGAAGAAGGAUAUGUUUGUGAGUAGAGGAAAUACAGAGGGAGCUAGCAUCUCGUUCUAG